GGCCCCGGAUGUGGACGGGCGCCAGACGGACGGAGCAGCCCAGUUUGGCGGUUUAUUGUCUGGAGGGGAGCGAGCGCGAGCGUGUGACAGCCGGACGGACGGACGGACGGAGACAGCGGGAGAGAGAGAGAGAGAGAGAGCGAUCGAGAGAGAGAGAGACACCGUGACUGCCCGGGGGAGCGCGGCGCCCAUUCGUGACGGGGAGAGAAACCAUGGCUGGCGGGAAAGCAGGGAAGGACUCGGGGAAGGCCAAGGCCAAAGCAGUUUCUCGCUCGCAGAGAGCAGGGUUACAGUUUCCUGUGGGUCGUAUUCACCGGCAUCUGAAGACUCGCACCACCAGCCACGGCCGGGUGGGAGCUACAGCUGCAGUGUACAGUGCUGCUAUCCUCGAGUAUCUCACCGCUGAGGUCUUGGAGUUGGCAGGCAACGCGUCAAAGGAUCUGAAAGUAAAGCGCAUCACACCACGUCACUUGCAGUUGGCUAUCCGAGGUGAUGAAGAGUUGGAUUCGCUGAUCAAGGCAACCAUUGCUGGUGGUGGUGUGAUUCCCCACAUCCACAAGUCGUUGAUUGGGAAGAAAGGACACCAGAAAACAGCAUAAAGCUCAGUUUUGAACCUACCCUCUUCCUCCCUCCUGUCGUACUGUAAUUUGGACAGAAGAAACCUGGGGUUACUUGGCAUAUUUUUUUUAAAGAGUAGUUAAAGUAAACGGAAGAGUUUUAGGACAUGACUUUUAGUGUUCAAUUAUAAUCCAAAAGACAUGUUUGUAUGUCAUGCAGUUUAGAUUUGAAGCUGUAUGCAAAAUGUAACUAGAAAAAUACAGCGAUCUGUCAACAGCUAGGUUACACCAGUGUGUUUUAUACAAUAAAACAGUUCAUAAAAAAAACAUUUUUUAAAAAUCUGGUUUGCUGUGUGUCGUAAGUUUAUUUCACAAUGUGUUUCGUAAAUUCUGCAAUAAUAAAAAAAAAAUUCUCUUAACUGAAAUGAGUGACUAAAGGCUUAAAUGGGUCUCUGCACUUGACGGAAAUUAAAUCUCUUUAAUGUUUUGUACGAUGA
This is a messenger RNA of Callorhinchus milii (elephant shark), 1054 nucleotides long. RefSeq names its product histone H2A.V. Gene Ontology annotation, molecular function: protein heterodimerization activity; structural constituent of chromatin; DNA binding. The record is from RefSeq and is a predicted model, not a curated record. Gene Ontology annotation, cellular component: nucleosome. The transcript is spliced from 5 exons. NCBI's taxonomy places the organism in Eukaryota, Metazoa, Chordata, Chondrichthyes, Chimaeriformes, Callorhinchidae. The coding region runs from base 213 to 599 and encodes 128 amino acids.